ACAACUGCUUCUAUUUCCUAUUUGGUGGCAGGCAAUGCAACCCAUGUAGCAGGUCAGACAGCUCAGUACGAACCAGGUGUUUUAUCCUCAUUUCUGCCUCUUCCUACUACAGACAGGGUAGGUGAGCAUCCAACUCAGGAAGAGUCACGAUGCUGGGGUCUGGGUUUAAAGCGGAUCGACUAAAGAUCAAUCUAAGACUGGCCAUGAACCGGCUGAAGCUGCUUGAGAAGAAGAAAACUGAGAUCGCACAGAAAGCCAGGAAGGAGAUUGCAGAUUACUUGUCCUCUAAGAAGUUUGAUCGAGCACGGAUCCGUGUAGAGCACAUUAUUCAAGAAGAUAACCUUGUGGAGGCCAUGGAGAUUCUAGAGAUGUUCUGUGACCUGCUCCUUGCACGAUUUGGUCUAAUUCAGUGUAUGAAACAAGUGGACCCUGGCCUGUCAGAAGCUAUCUCCUCUCUGAUCUGGGCCGCCCCACGUCUCAUGGAAGUAACUGAGCUAAAGACGGUGGCAAGUCAGCUGUCUAACAAAUACAGCAAAGAAUAUGGCAAUCUGUGCAGAACAAAUGAAAUUAAAACCGUCAGCGAGCGACUGAUGAAGAAGCUGAAUACAGCAGCUCCACCAAGGAUAUUAGUGGAGAAGUAUCUGAUUGAGAUUGCCAAACAGUACAACGUGCAGUUUGAGCCUGAUCUUACUGCUUUGGCUGAGGUUCCCCCUGAAGAUAACCAUGAUAAAAAGACAGGAGGACCUGGCAAUGGUGGCUUUGGAUGUCCAUAUCCCCAAAACUCAGAACUGGAUGAUCCUGUAGGAGUCUAUGAACAGUGUGCCUUUCUGCAGCCACCUCCAAGACCUCAUAUACCACCGUCUAUUCCAGACAACCCCCCAGCUUAUGAUAUGGCUAAACCUCCUCCUGGCUUAGUUGGGGAACCUAGGUUAUAUCCCAAACCGGAUUAUGGUGGGGAUUCUAACUCACAAGAUAAGUGGCAACAAAGGGACGUCAGAGAUAGAUAUAAUCAUAUGCCAUUGCCAAAAUUGCCAUCCGCACCAGCUGACCCGCCUGCAACUAAUCCCUCGCCAUACGAAGAUAUUGACUUUGAAGACCUGUCAAAAAGACUGGAUGACCUAAAAAAGAAGACGUGAAAGCUUCCAUUAUUUUGUAUAUUGCCUAAAGCUUUGUAUUGAAUCUCUGCGCCCUCAUUCUGUUUCCAUGUUUCAGUCUCUUGUUAAAGUAUGUAAUAUUGCUACUUUUGAUCACGUAAUAAAUAAUAUGCCAUAAAAUAGGCAGUUAAAGAGAAAAA
Molecule: messenger RNA, 1294 nt
Organism: Pelobates fuscus (common spadefoot toad)
Lineage: Eukaryota; Metazoa; Chordata; Amphibia; Anura; Pelobatidae
Product: IST1 homolog
Exons: 10
Coding region: 150-1136 (328 amino acids)
Biological process (GO): protein transport
Source: RefSeq, a predicted model, not a curated record